AUGGGACGGCAACGACAUCUUCUGUCUUCGCUUCUCCUCGCAGCCUCGAGCACUUUCGCACAGUUGAUAGACUAUGUUGACCCGUUCAUUGGAACUGAAGGAACUGUUCCAGGCACAGGAUACAAUGGUGGAAAUACGUUUCCUGGAGCUGCACUGCCUUUUGGGAUGGUCAAGCUCGGCCCAGAUCUUACCAGCGCCAAUACCUCGAUCAAUGCUAACGCUGGUUAUCUUCCCGAUGGCAAUAUUACUGCUUUCUCCUUGACGCACGUAUCAGGGACCGGAGGGGGUCCGGUCUAUGGGGUCGUUUCUCAGAUGCCUCUGCUGUCGCUCGACAGCGUCAACGCACUGGACAACCUCACAUAUGCUCAGCCCCGGUCAGGCCAUGACCAAGCCUCCGUAGGCUACUACCGUUCAACUUUUGAGAACGGGCUCGAAAUUGAGCUCACGGCUACCAGCCAUGUCGGUUUCAUGCAAUACUCGUUUCCCCAUGGUGGCGAACGCCAUGUCCUGGUCGACGUUUCCCACUAUCUGCCACUUCCGGGCGGGUACAAUCAGGCCCAGGCAUACAGUAACGGCGAGAUCCAAGUAUCGCCGGAUGGACUGCAAUACACUGGUUCCGGCACGUAUCGUGGUGGCUUCAGCCACAUUCCAAAUUAUAGCGUCUUCUUCUGCGGCCGCUUCAGCUCCCCAGCAUCCACAAGCCAGAUCUUUACAGGACCGUACACAGACUACUUCUACCCAUCGGACCUAGAUGCUCAACCAAGCUUCCUUUCCAAUGCUUCCUAUGCCCGGGGUGGCCCACCCUACUACAACUUCGGGCAACGCGUCGGGUCCCUCUUCACCUUCCCGGUCAACACCAGUACCCUGCAAUCCAAAGUCGGAAUCUCCUUUAUAUCCUCGGCGAAUGCCUGCGCGUACAUUGACGCGGAGGUCCCGCACUGGUCAUUCAACAGCACCCUCACCGCCGCGCAGUCUACAUGGGAAUCCACCUUGUCCACCAUCUCUAUUACCGACACUACGAAUACCACCCGCCUCUCAAUGUUCUAUACCGCCCUCUACCAUGCACAUCUAAUGCCUACCGACCGCACUGGCGAAAAUGCUAAUUGGGAAACCACCGAGCCCAGCUACGACGAUUUCUACACCCUUUGGGACACCUUUCGCUGCCUCAACAGCCUCUGGACUCUCCUCACGCCCGCCCGCUCCAUCGACAUGAUUCGCUCGCUGAUCGAUAUCUGGCGUCACGAGCAAUACAUGCCCGACGGUCGAAGCGGCAACGCCAACGGCCAAGUCCAAGGCGGCUCUAACAGCGACAACGUCCUCACCGACGCAUUCGUCAAAGGCCUGGGCCAGGACGGCAGCAUCAACUGGACGGACGGCUUCGCCGCCAUGCGCACCAACGCGGAACGCACCCCCUGGAACAACUUUGACACGGGCGACCCCACCGGUUCCACACUCGAAGGCCGCAGCGCACUCCCGGACUGGCUGCAGUAUGGUUUCCUCACCCCCGACUACGACCGCAGCGUCAGCCGCACAAUCGAGUACGCGUCCAACGACUUCGCCCUCGCCCAAGUCGCCAGAAGUAUCGCGCCGGAAGAAUACGACAAAUACCUCAACCGCUCUGCGGGCUGGCAGCACAUCUGGGACGCCAACCUAACGAGCUUCAACCACUCGGGCUUCGUCGCGCCCAAAUGGGCCAACGGCACGCGCGACCCGGUCUACGACCCCGCCGUGUGCGCCGGCGGUUGCGAGAACGGCGGAUACACGUACGAGGCGCUGGGGUGGGAGUACACGUGGACGGUGCCGCACGACAUGGCGACGCUGAUCGCGUGGUCGGGCGGAGAGGAGGAGACGGAGGCGCGCCUCGACACCAUGUUCACACCCGGCCUGAAGGGCAGCGGUGUGGGCGAGGGCGAGAAUAACGGUGUCGGAGACACGCUGUUCAACCCGGGCAACGAGCCGAGCUUCGCGACGCCGUUUCUGUAUAAUUACCUACCAAGGCGGCAGUGGAAGAGCGUGAUGAGAAGCAGGCAGAUUGUCAAUCAGUACUACUCGGAUGGGCCGUCGGGCCUGCCGGGCAACUCGGACGCCGGCGCUUUGGAUGCCUGGCUCAUCUGGCAGAUGCUGGGAUUGUAUCCGGUGGCGGCGCAGCCGGUGUAUCUCAUUCUGGCACCGAUGUUCUCGGAUUACAGCAUGAGGGUCGGACUCGAUGGGCAGGUGCUGAAUGUAACGGCACAGGGAUUGAGCGACGACAGCUUCUACGUGCAGAGUCUGACGGUGAAUGGUCAAGCGUGGAACCAGAGCUGGCUGGGCCAUGAUGAUCUCAAGCAUGGUGGGAGCUUGGAGUUCGUGCUAGGCAGUGAGCCAGCGCCGUGGGAUACUGGGGACGCGCCCCCGAGUCCGGGACAUGUGGUCCUUGAUCUGUGA
Cyphellophora europaea CBS 101466 is the source of this 2424-nucleotide messenger RNA. RefSeq lists its product as uncharacterized. The transcript has a single exon. Gene Ontology annotation, cellular component: nucleus; cytosol. The coding region runs from base 1 to 2424 and encodes 807 amino acids. Lineage: Eukaryota; Fungi; Ascomycota; Eurotiomycetes; Chaetothyriales; Cyphellophoraceae. The record is from RefSeq and is a predicted model, not a curated record. Gene Ontology annotation, biological process: glycoprotein catabolic process; protein quality control for misfolded or incompletely synthesized proteins; carbohydrate metabolic process. Gene Ontology annotation, molecular function: carbohydrate binding; peptide-N4-(N-acetyl-beta-glucosaminyl)asparagine amidase activity.